AUGGUAGCGAAAAUGCCCUGGGGACGUGAUUUGGUCGCGAGUCGCAUUUUGUCUGUCGCGAAUAAAUCACCACCACCAGACUUAUCGAAAUUUAGUGCGACUUUCACCAUGCGCUACUCCACCACCUCUGUCACUCUUGUGUGGAUUUUAUCAUUUUUGCAUGCGGUGAAUGCCGUUAGCUUGUCGCUCACUGCUCAGGGCGCCGACCAUAAGUUCCACUCCUUGGGAACUGUCGAAUUGACUCCUGAAAAAUCAGAAUUUAUCGCUGGGGCCUUGGCUUUGGAACCAGGGUAUUACUGUGUGGGCACAAAAGACCUUCCAGGACACGAGUGUUUUACUUAUACGUACUUGGACGGGGGAAUGGACCAUAAAGCGGUUCAAGUCACUGUUGACAAUGGACAAGUAAUGCAACUAGCAUUGAUCCAUAAUGAGGACGAAAAAGCUGUAAAAAUUGUUUCAGCUGCGGUUGGUCCCAAUCCCAAUAUGGACCCUGUUCCGCUUCAGCUGAAAAAGAAGAAGGCAGUACAGCAAGAAGAAAAAGAAGAUGGAGAAGAAGUGGAGAAAUCGUGGAUCCAGAAGAAUUGGAUGUAUAUUGUUCCUCCAUUGAUGAUAUUGAUGAUGUUGUUGCCAGCUGACGAGGAGAAGAAGUGA
Meyerozyma guilliermondii ATCC 6260 is the source of this 651-nucleotide messenger RNA. RefSeq lists its product as uncharacterized. The coding region runs from base 1 to 651 and encodes 216 amino acids. Lineage: Eukaryota; Fungi; Ascomycota; Pichiomycetes; Serinales; Debaryomycetaceae. The record is from RefSeq and is a predicted model, not a curated record. The transcript has a single exon.